Messenger RNA from Manihot esculenta (cassava), 804 nucleotides. Its product is annotated as (S)-hydroxynitrile lyase. The transcript is spliced from 4 exons. Gene Ontology annotation, biological process: jasmonic acid metabolic process; salicylic acid metabolic process. The record is from RefSeq and is a predicted model, not a curated record. NCBI's taxonomy places the organism in Eukaryota, Viridiplantae, Streptophyta, Magnoliopsida, Malpighiales, Euphorbiaceae. Gene Ontology annotation, molecular function: methyl indole-3-acetate esterase activity; methyl jasmonate esterase activity; methyl salicylate esterase activity.
AUGGCAGUUGCUCAUUUUGUUCUGAUUCAUACCAUUUGCCAUGGUGCAUGGAUCUGGUAUAAGCUCAAACCAGUUCUUGAGGCAGCUGGCCACAAGGUCACUGCACUGGAUCUUGCUGCCAGCGGUGUUGACCCAAGGCAAAUUGAGCAGAUUAAUUCAUUUGAUGAGUAUUCUGAACCCUUAUUGACGUUCAUGGAGUCACUCCCACAAGGAGAAAAAGUGAUUCUGGUUGGUGAGAGUUGUGGAGGACUCAAUAUUGGGACUAAAAAGUAAUUUUCCCGUAUUGCUAUUGCUGCUGAUCAAUUCCGUGAAAAGAUUGCUGCUGGUGUCUUCCUAAAUUCACUACUUCCAGACACUAAAAAUAAGCCAUCUUAUGUCGUGGAUAAGCUCAUGGACGUAUUUCCAUAUUGGAAAGACACCGAAUAUUUUGAGUUUUCUAAUAGCAAUGGUGAAACCAUAACUGGAAUGGUACUAGGCUUAAACCUAACGAGGGAGAAUUUGUAUACUAUAUGCCCUCCUGAGGAUUAUGAGCUUGCAAAGAUGUUGACAAGGAGAGGAUCAUUGUUUCAAAAUAUUUUAGCCCAAAGAGAAAAAUUUACUGAAAAAGAUUAUGGAUCAAUGAAAAAAAUUUAUGUAUGGACCGAAGAAGACAAAAUAUUUUUACCAGAAUUUCAAAACUGGCAAAUGAAUAACUAUAAACCGGACAUGGUUUAUAGGGUAAUCGGUGGAGAUCAUAAGCUUCAGCUUACAAAGACUAAUGAGAUUGCUCAAAUUCUCCAACAAGUUGCUGAUAUUUAUGCGUGA